AUGGGUAGCGCAGCAGAAUACAAGGCGGGAGCCGACCCCGAGAAGAGCGAGACAUACAACGCCAAAGCCGAGUCAAUCGCCGUUGGCGAGGUUGACAGCGUCGACGCGGCCGAAGACUUUCUCCGGCAACACAACUUCAGCAACGAGUACCUGCACGAGCUGCUCGAAGACAAGGAGAAGAACCGCCGCCUCGUACGCAAGAUUGACUUGGUCGUGCUGCCGCUGCUGGCCGGAACCUAUGUCCUGCAGUACAUCGACAAGCAGGCCAUGUCCUACGCGGCCGUGUUCGACCUGUUCACAAGCACCGGCAUUUCGCUGGGCCAGUAUUCCUGGUUCGCGAGCAUCUUCUACUUUGCGUACCUCGGUGCCGAGUACCCAUGGGUCUAUCUCGCCCAGAAGACGCGCAUGGCCAAGGUCGUCGCUGGAUGCGUCUUCUCCUGGGGCUGCGUCCUGAUGAUCACGGCAGCGUGCAGCAACUUUGGCGGUCUGGCUGCGUGUCGAUUCUUCUUGGGUGUCUUCGAGGCGCCAAUCACCACCUGUUUCAUGAUGAUGGUUUCCAUGUGGUACAUUCGAUCUGAGCAACCUUUCAGAGCGGGCGUUUUCUAUUGCUGCAACGGAUUCGGCUCCAUGAUCGGUGGCCUCUUAAGCUAUGGCAUCGGCCAGAUUGACACAUUUCCCGUGUGGAAGGCGGUGUUCCUAACAUGCGGCGGAGUGACAGUCCUCUGGGCCAUCGUUCUCUUUCUCUUCUUGCCCGAUAGCAUCAUGUCAGCCAAGAACUUCACCCUCGAGGAGAAGGCCCUACUGAUUGGACGAGCGAAACUCGCACAAACCGGUGUUCUCAACAAAUCCAUCAAGUGGUACCAGAUCAAGGAAGCGUUCCUGGACCCGCAGGUGUGGCUGUUGACUUUGUUCAUGCUGCUGAACGAAAUCAUCAACGGAGGUAUCGCAAACUUCGGCAAGCUCAUCAUCAAAGGCCUCGUCUCCGACCCGCUGCUCACAACGGCGUUGGGAAUCCCCCAGGGCGCGUUCCAGGUCUUUUGGAUCCUGUCGGGAACGUUCCUCGCUUCCAAGCUUCCCAACUCGCGUACUUUGGUCAUGGCGCUUUACCUGGUCCCGACCGUCAUCGGAACCACUCUGAUGUGGAAGCUGGACAGAGAGCAUCACAAGAUCGGCGUCCUUUUCGGAUACUACAUCGUCGGCGCGUUUGUUGCGUCUCUUGUCCUCGCUCUCCAGAUGCCCGCGACAAACUUGGGUGGCUACACCAAGCGUAUCACGGCUUCAGCCAUCGUCUUCACCGCGUACUGCGUGGGUAACAUCAUUGGCCCUCACGCAUUCCUGGCUAAGGAAGCACCUCUGUACCAAACUGGCUGCAUCGUCAUCCUCGCAUGCUCUGCCACGCAGAUGGUGGUUGCCAUUGUGCUGCGUAUGCUGUUGAUUGCGCGCAACAAGCGACGGGACGAAGCCGCAGCUGCAAUUGGUGAUGCCGAUAUCUCGAGCCCAGAUGAGGCAAUUGAUCGUACCGAUUUUGAGAACCCCCACUUCCGAUACGUUUUGUAG
Messenger RNA from Ilyonectria robusta, 1557 nucleotides. RefSeq names its product major facilitator superfamily domain-containing protein. Bases 1 to 1557 code for a protein of 518 amino acids. Gene Ontology annotation, biological process: transmembrane transport. Lineage: Eukaryota; Fungi; Ascomycota; Sordariomycetes; Hypocreales; Nectriaceae. Gene Ontology annotation, molecular function: transmembrane transporter activity. The record is from RefSeq and is a predicted model, not a curated record. The transcript has 3 exons. Gene Ontology annotation, cellular component: membrane.